UGGACGCGUAAUGUUUCCGUCCGCUGGCGACGACAGCAUGGCGGCGUUCGGACUCAACGUGAUCCAACAUCUUGGCCCAAUGUUGUCUUUUUAACUCUUCAUGACGUUAAAUUUGAGAGGGAGCAAAAUACUGCAGCGUCUGCUUUGACGACCUCAGCGUAUAGCCCACCCCGAGAAAGGCAAGAAGGAAAUGCCUCACCGGAAGAAGAAGUCCUUCAUUGAGAAGAAGAAGGCGUUGACCUUCCACCUGGUGCACAGGAGCCAAAGGGACCCCCUGGCGGCAGAUGAGAAAGCGCCCCAGCACGUCCUGCUGCCCGCCGCCAAGGCGGACGCGGAGAAGCGGCGGGAGGAGCAGAGGAAUUUCGGCGUCUUCUUCGACGACGACUACGAUUACCUGCAGCACCUGAAGGAAGCUUCCGGACGCACGGAGCUUCUGGCCGCCCGACCCUCGCCGCCGCGCCUUUGCGCUGAUGAUGAUGAUGAUGAUGAUGAUGAUGAUGCUCGGGAUGGUGAGCACGACGCUGACCAGAAGGAGCGGUCACUACCCGCGGCGAGCAUCCGGCUGCCGUCGUCGGUGUUCGCCUCCGACUUCGAGGAGGACGUGGGCCUCCUCAACAAAGCCGCUCCCGUCUCAGGGCCGCGCCUGGACAUGGACCCCGACAUCGUGGCCGCCCUGGACGAGGACUUUGACUUUGACGACCCCGACAACGCGCUGGAGGACGACUUCAUGGCCAAAGCCAACGCCGCCGGCCGCGCCCCCGUCCGAGGAGACGAGGACGCGGACGGGGACUCGUGGGAGGACGCGGACGAUGACGAUGACGACGACGGCUCCGGCUCCGCCUUUUCGGACGAGGAGGGCGGCAGCGCUCGGGAGUUCCCGUUCGACGACGAGGAGACCGGGACUCGCUUCACCGACUACUCCAUGACGUCGUCGGUGAUGCGGAGGAACGAGCAGCUCACCCUGCUGGACGACCGCUUUGAGAAGUUUUACGAGCAGUUUGACGAGGAUGAAAUCGGCGCCCUGGACAACGCCGAGCUGGAAGGCUACCUCGCUCCCGACAGCGCCCGCCUCGAGGAGGUCAUCAAGGACUACUUCGCCCAGAAAGCCAAAGAGGCUCUGAGGCCCGACGACUUGGGCCCAAAACAACUUCCCGUCCUACAAGAGGAGAACGAGGAUGACGACGACAACGAGGAGCAGGAGAUGGAAAUGUUGGUCGUCGGAGCUCCGGAGGAGAAGUGGGACUGUGAGAGCAUCAUCAGUGAGUACCACGUUGCACCUUUCACUGCGGGGAAGAAAGAAGAAGCAGCGAAGCCCAUCCGCGUGUCCGCCAGGACGGGCGUCCCCCUGGACGUCCUCCCCGCCAAAGGUCCCACCGCCAGGCGGCUGGAGCGAAUGGGCGGGAUCGACGGCGCCGACCUGCCGCGCGCCGCCGACCUGCCGCGCCGCAAAGACGAGAGCAAGGACCAGAGGAAGGCCCGCAAGAACGCCGUCAAGGAGGAGCGCAAGGAGCGACGCCUGGAGAAGAAGGCCAACAAGACGGCGUUCAAGGAGGAGAAGGCGCGCCAGGAGAAGCAGAUGCUCAACCUCAGGAACAACGUUCCGGGCCUCAAACUCUCGUAGAGCACGCA
Molecule: messenger RNA, 1629 nt
Organism: Hippocampus comes (tiger tail seahorse)
Lineage: Eukaryota; Metazoa; Chordata; Actinopteri; Syngnathiformes; Syngnathidae
Gene: ltv1
Product: LTV1 ribosome biogenesis factor
Exons: 10
Coding region: 191-1621 (476 amino acids)
Biological process (GO): ribosomal small subunit export from nucleus; ribosomal small subunit biogenesis
Cellular component (GO): preribosome, small subunit precursor; nucleus; cytosol
Source: RefSeq, a predicted model, not a curated record